AUGUCAUUAAAGCCUAUUAAUUCACCUAUAUUAUAUAAUAUUACAAAUGAUAAGAAUAUGCAUAGUAUGACUACAAAUAUAUCUAAUCUACUACUAAUGAAAGACAAUGAUAUAGAGUAUUUAGAUGAAAUAUUAAGUAUAAUGCGUUUAAUAUGUGGAAAAAUUUUAACUCCAGUACUAUGUACAAUUGGAUUUAUAUCAAAUAUUGUUAAUAUAAUAAUUUUAACAAGAGAAUGGAUGAGUUCAUCAACUAAUGUUUAUUUGACAGCUGUUUCUUUAUGCGAUUUAUUAUAUUUACUAUUUUCAUGUUUAUUCUCUUUAUGGAUUUAUCCAUGUACAAAAUUAUUUGCACCAUUUGCUUAUAGUAUUACAUUUAUACAUGGUACAGCAAAUUUAUUUAGUAAUACAACUACAUGGCUUACUGUUGGAUUUACACUUGAAAGAUAUAUUGCAAUCUCUUCACCUAUACUUGGUCGUCGAUUAUGUACAAAACAACGUGCACGUUAUGUAGUGAUUAGUAUAUGUAUUAUUAGUUUUACAUUAACAUUACCUGAUUAUUUUAAGAAAACAGUACAAUAUAUGGAAAUUACUAAUGAUAAUAAACAAAAUUUAUCAAUAACAUCAUCAUCAUCAUCGUUUAUUGGACAAUAUUUAGUUGUAGAUACUCGAUUCAAUCCUAUUCUUACAAAAAUUGGUUAUGAUUAUAUGAAUCAAACUGUAUUUGUUAUAUUACCUAUGAUAUUAUUGAUCAUAUUCAAUAGCUUACUUGUUCGUUCUGUAAUGCAAGCUAAUCAUAAUCGUAAGAUAUUAACUAAGCAAACCAGUAGUAAUAAUGCUACACCGAUAAAAGUUAGUACAGAUUCAAGAAGAAUAAAAUUACUCGAUACUAAUGGUAAUAGUGGUGGUAUACAAUUGAAUCAAGAAGCGACUACAAGUCAUAUAGUACCAGCUAUAAUGCGUGAAGCACUUCAAGCUAGUAUGCGAACUACAGUUGAAAUCACCUCUAGUAUUACACAAUCAUUUCGUUCAAUUAAUAAUCUACAGGAUUAUUUCCUAUAA
Molecule: messenger RNA, 1059 nt
Organism: Heterobilharzia americana
Lineage: Eukaryota; Metazoa; Platyhelminthes; Trematoda; Strigeidida; Schistosomatidae
Source: the annotation of a GenBank genome assembly